AACAGAAUUGCAAAAACAAAAGUGAGAUUAAGUUAAAAUAAAGUUUCAUUAUAAAACAUAAACUAAAAAAAAUAAAAAAAUGAAAAUUGAACGUUUAAAAAAAAGUCAUAAAACUAUGGCAUUCUAUAUAACAAAUUUCAAUUACCAUCAACCGUAUCAAGUUCUUGUGGAUGCUACCUUUUGUCAAGCAGCUCUAAAGAAUAAAGUUCAAAUAAAUGAUCAACUUAAAAAAUAUCUCCAAUCAGAAUUAAAACUCUUAACCACAUAUUGCUGUAUUUUAGAAGCUGAAAGCUUAGGAGCUUCCCUGAGUGGAGCUACUCAAAUAGUAAAAAAAUUCGCAGUGCAUAAAUGUGGUCAUGAGGGAAAGCCAGUACCAGCAUCAGAGUGCAUAUAUUCAAUGGUUAAAUCAAGUAAAUAUAUUAUAUCAACUCAGGACAGGGAUUUACAAGAAAAACUGCGACGUUUGGCUGGACAAGCUAUAAUAUACUUGCACAAAGCAACACCGGUAUUAGAACAGCCUUCAAAAGCAUCAAAAAAAUUUGUUAACAGAAUUAAAAUGAGAUCCCUUUUAUCUAAACAAACAGAACAGAAAAUCAAAGUUUUUAAAGAAAUUGAAGGUAUAAACAAGGAACUAAACGUAACAAAAAUUAUGAACAAAAAGAAAAAGCCAAGGGGGCCAAAUCCCUUAUCAUGUAAAAAAAAAACAAUUAAAAAAACCGGUCCAAGCAGGCCGAGUCGAAAAAAGAAAAAAAAGUGA
This is a messenger RNA of Condylostylus longicornis, 757 nucleotides long. Its product is annotated as rRNA-processing protein UTP23 homolog. The coding region runs from base 80 to 757 and encodes 225 amino acids. Gene Ontology annotation, molecular function: small ribosomal subunit rRNA binding. Gene Ontology annotation, cellular component: small-subunit processome; nucleolus. The record is from RefSeq and is a predicted model, not a curated record. NCBI's taxonomy places the organism in Eukaryota, Metazoa, Arthropoda, Insecta, Diptera, Dolichopodidae. The transcript has 3 exons.